GGCGGGGCCAACCGGGCCUUGAUUUGAAUAUGCACAGAGCGAGGCUCGGCCGCGCCUCGAUCGGGCCGUGGAUCUCCGAAUCGGAGACUGAUGUAUGUGCUGCUUUCAGAGUUCCAGCCUGGUGAUGUGAUGGACUCUAAGCCCCAGUCACUGUGCUCCCCAGUCCCUUGUGCAGCUACUAACGGCCGGAGUGGAGCCAAACAACUGUCAAGUAGCCCUGACACAGGGGAUGCCCGUCCGAAGCCCCCCGUGAAACCCAAGCCAUGUGUGCUGCCAAAGCCCGCUGUGCCAAUGAAACCCACCCCUGUGCUGCGUCAAGCCCUUUCUGAAGUCCCCUCUGCAGAAAAGAUCAAUUUGCUGGCAGGACCUAAGCCAUAUAGCAGUGGGGCUGGCAAUUCUGUGAAGCGUCUCUCCUUCAGCCUCAAGUGCCCCCCAAAAGAAGCUACAAAUGGGAAAGAGGUUUCACCUCCAUUUUCUUUUGCUAUCAAGCCAUCUGCAGAUGGGGAAGGUGCUGGGUCUGCAAAGCAAUCCAGCGUUAUAGAAGGAACUUCUGGGGAGGAAUAUAGAGAAUCUUCCAGUGUACGCAAGUAUUCUUUCCCAUUCAAAGUAAAGCCAGUGCCAGUAGCAGCCAAGCCAGAACGUUUUCCUGGCACCACAGUGGAGGAGAUCUUGGCCAAGAUUGAGAAGCCCAACAAGGAAGGGCCAGAGAGCCCUGACAGGCCUCGGCUGGUACGCUCCUUCUUCAGCCAAGAGGGUGGCACAGCUGUUCACCUGGGGCCAAAGGGUUAUACUGCAUUUCGGAGAUACUCAAGUGGAGGGGAAGGGGGUGAAAUACAGUUGGAGGCUCCUGUAUACAGGGCUUCUCAUGAAGAGAGCAGAUUGUCAAGGAAUGAGGAGGAAGCUACAAGUUCAAAUGAUCAGCACGUGCCUGGAUCUGGGCAGCCAGCAACAGCAACAGAAAGAGACUUGAGUUUCCAUUCUAGAGACAGCAGCUCCAGCCCACCUAGCAUGAGCUGUGAUGGAGGCCAACCUGGACUUCGCAGUCCACCAUCUCCUCCUGGCGUCUCUGUUCCACAGGCCUCUCAACCCCUUGCCAAGCUCUCUUCUGGAGUCACCCCUGGGUCUCCUCAGGCCCCUGCUGAACCAGCCCAGCCCCCAGGUGCCCCACAUCUUCCAGGAGAUACCCACAGCACCCAAACUCAGCUUCCCCCAGGCUCUCCAGAUGUUGUUAAACCCCUCAAAUCUCCCACUGAGAUAUCUGAUGGUCUCACCCAAGCUCCAGGUUCCCCUGUGGCCCUUGCAGACCCUUGUCCUCCAGGAUCCCCCAGUGAGACUCUCUUGUCUCCAUGCCUCCCUGGCCCUUCUGCAAAACAUCCUGAAGGGUUACUUCUCCCUCUCCCUGGACCACCUCUCAGUGUGGCUCAUGUUCCACCUCCUGAUCACAGCCCAGAAAUUCCCAGUUGUCUCUUGGGCAUCUCUGAGUCACCUGGUUCCCCAAGCACACUUUCUGACUACUGUCUUGGUUCUGAUCAACCUCCUGGCUCCCCUUCUCAUGUACAAGAGUCCCUUUUGCUUUCCAGGAACCAAGAUUCCCCCAAGAAUCAUACACAGGGAUUUCCUCCUGAGGACAAGCCCCUCCACCUUUCUCAGCUGCCCUUGCGGCGUGCCUCAGAGGGUGUGCUGGAGCCACGAGGCAAAAAAGCCAAGGAGGAGCUGGGGGGAUCUUUGGCUGCCCUUCCAAGAGGAGGGAACCCACCCUUAGAGCAGAUUGCAGUGGGAGAGUCCAAUUGGAGCUUGUCACAGUCUUUUGAAUGGUCAUUUCCUAACCGGACUCUUGAGUGUGGUGGGAGGAGACUGGGGUCUCCACCCAGGUCUCCCAUUUUAGAGGCAGAGGACACAGGCCUCUUGGAGAUAGAGAUGGGUGGGAAGAUCUCCAGUCCCAAAAGGUCUUAUGAGGAGAGAAGUUCAGAGGGGCUGAACAGAAAAGAAGAGGAGUCUGAGGCUUAUGGGAGCUCUCCGGGUUGCAGGGAUUCCUGGAGUCAGGCUGUGGGGCAGCCAGAGUCCCCUUCUGCCCUUUUGCAGUUGCCUGCACCUGGAGGUCCUUCUGCUGGGAGAGAGGCUAGUAGUCCUGAGUUAAAGGGUCCCCUAAUGGCAACAGUUGUUGGGUUUCAAGAGGAGAAUGAGGGAUUAUUGCCUUUUGUUCCUACCCAUGAGGAGGGGGCUUUGCAGGCAAUGGAACCCAUGCCAAGUUUAGAGCAGUCUGCCCCCCCUGCACAGCCUUGCAUCUCAUUCUCAGAGGAUGCCCAGAUGCACACAGCUGUGGCUAGCCGGGAGGAUGACUAUACUCUGGAUCAGGCUCAGGAGAGCAAGACUGAUGAUGCCAACCCCCUGAGGGGGGUUGAACCUGACCCUAACUCUCACUGGUUAGAUGAAUUGCUGGCAUCGCCUCCACCCAGCGCGGAUGACACUAAGAGGAGAAGCAUGCCCAAGUCGGAUGACCCCAUAGGACCAGAGGAUCUCCUUGGAUGGUCACGGAAGGACCUUUGCAGCGAGUUUGGCAUUGGAGAGACUGGCCAAACCAGUACCUUUAGCAUGGGAUGGGCUGAAGAUGCUGUCAGCAGCAAAGAAGAGUGGCCUGAUGAGACAGAACAGGAUCGAGAGUUUGGCACUGGAAAACGGGAUUGGCUGAGCUCUUACAGUGCUGGUGACACUGACAGGCAGGAUGUGAAAUUUGCUACCAGCCCACAAGACUGGUCUGGUGGGACUCCAUUGCUGGGUAAUUCCAGCACAGGCCAAGAAGAUUGGCUCACUGCCUAUGGCAGCAGCUGUGCUGACCCGCAGAUUAGGGAGUCUGAUUGGAGCAGUAGGUAUAGCAUUGACUCUGCUGAAUGUCAGAAUACAGAGCCUUAUGUGAGGAAGCCAGGCUGGCCCAGGCUCUGCACUGCUGCUGCUGCUGAUCAGGAGAGUAGGGAGUUUGCCAUGGGCAACACAGACUGGAACAGCCAGUAUACUGUAAGUACUGCUGACAGGACUGACUGGCCCAGCACUGCUGAACCUGCCAGCUGUCUCGAAUCAGAGACGAACACUAAGUCGUUAGAUGUAUCAGACAAAUGCAGUCCUGCCAGUCAUCAGGAUACGCAGCUCAGUAUCGGGCACAGUGAUAUUGAUGUACCCUAUCAAGAGGCUGCAUUCAGUGCCCAGCAGGCAGCCUGGCAUGGUGAAACCAAUUUUGAUGGAAGUGCCAAUGAACUGCAAAUUGGAUUCAGUGCCCAGCAAUUGGAGCAGCCCAGUGAAUGCAGUGCCAACCAUCCAGCAUCUCAAGUGAACAUCCAGCAGCAUCCUCGGCCUGAUGCAUAUGGUUUUAGUGAUGCCAGUUGUCAAGAGUCUGAACUGAGUGCCAAACAGUCUGACUGGCCCACUAGAUUUGACUUGGGGGUUGCCCAGUGCCAGAACAGUAAAUUCAGUGUUGGGAAGCCAGAUAGCAUUGAUGUAUAUGAUGAUAGCCAAACAGACUGGGAAAGAAAAGUGGGUAUUGUAAGCAGAGGCAGCACCCCUGGGUUUGAGUCUGGUGAUGCACAGUUCCGUGCUCAGAAGACAGUCUGGCCUGAUGCCUACAUCCUUGGUGAAACUGAUCCACAAAGUAGUAACUUCUUGGCUGGCUCCAGAGACUGGGCCAAAGGCACCAAUGUCUCAGGAACUGAACAGAAAAACCAAUGCAGUCCUGCACGGAACAACCAAGGAGGUAGCUUUGAUCCACUGGAUAUGUCAGAUCUAAGAAUGACCAUAGAUUUGGUGGAGAUAUCUGACAGCCUGAUAGACCAGACUGAAGAUUUAAGAACUGUGGCUGUGGAUGAGCCUAGAGGAGUUGGAGAGGGGCAAUCUGACUGGGCCCAAGAUCUUUGCCUCAGAGAUGUAAGCCUCUCUGGAGUCUUCACGUCAGAGAACACAGAUGAACCUAGAAAACCUACAGAGAAGCAGCUUGAUUGGUCCUCUGCCCUAGGCUUGGCAAGGUUAUCUGCCUCCUCAGAUGCAGGGCUGGUGAAUCCAGAAUUGUCAAGAGAACCUGGUGUAGGACAAGCAGAUGUGCCCUAUGGAUCUGGCAUUGGAAGCAUGGAUGUAUGUGAUGCAAGGUCCAAAGGUUUGGAUGGGGCUGAAGAAGCAGGUCCAGUGGAGAUGGAUUGGACCAGUGAAAAUCAGAGAGAGCAUCAGGACCAAAGUUUUUGCUUAGGAACUACUGCUUUGAGUGGUGGUGAAAUGCAGCAUCCUGGAACAAGUAAAGAUCCAAGAGAUAGCCCAAGCAGAGAGUCCCAUAGUGAACGAUUGUCCAGCCCGAGCCACCUGCUAGAAGCGAUGGUUGCCAACAAGGCUGUCGAGGAGGUGGCUCAACAGAAGAGACCUACUUCCUCCCAUAGUUGCUAUUCAGCAGACGAAAAGGCACUGAGCAGCUUUCCUGAUGAACAGGUGACUGCAACUGAAAAGACUAGGGCCUCUCUUGUCUCAGUGGAGGUAAAAGAUGAUGAAAAGUUUUGGUCCAAUGGGGAUAGUGGUAUCAGCCAGUUGGAUAGUAGCAACUGCAGUCAACCACCUCUGGAAGCAAGGCAGCUGAGUCAUCUGGAGCAAAAUGGAAGCCAACCAGCACGACCUAUAUCCCAGGAGGGCCAUGUUACAGAUGGAGCUGAAGCAUCAUUGGGAGAAACUUUCCUCUUCUUAAUGGAUACUGAGGUCCUUGACAGCACUGCAUAUCGUGAUCGGGCUAACUUGGGCCGUAAGCGAGGUCAUCGGGCACCAGCCACUCGAUCUGGAGGUGCCCUUUCAGAGAGUGAUAGGGACAGCUGGAUGUUCAAAGAUUCCACAGAGCCUCAAGUAGCUCCUGCUGUCUCUGAUGAAGAAGCUCCUGAGGAGCCAAAGAGCAGACGGCCCCGAAAUUCUCCAUUGUCCAAGGGGGUGAAGGUGCCCCUAUUCCCAGUCCUCAACCCCUCAGCACUGAAGGCCAAACUCCGAGGCCGAAACCGUUCUGCGGAGGAAGGGGAUUCACAAAGCGAGGCCAAGCAGAGUCCUGCCAAGGAGGCCCACGUACAACGCUCUAAAUCAUGCAAGAUUGCCAGUGGAAAGCCUUUGGUGCUGCCACCCAAGCCAGAGAAAAUCUCAGGGUCAGAAACAUCAUCACCCAAUUGGCUGCAGGUUCUGAAGUUGAAAAAAAAGAAAUCUUGAAAUGGAAAUAUUGAGAUGUUGCUCUUCAGCUGCUGGAGCCUUGACAGCAGACGUUCCAGUGAGAUUGUCAUGGGUGGGAAGGUGGCAUGCUGAAGUUGGAGCCUGAUUUCCUAUCUAAGAUCUUUAAGUGUUUGGGGGGGGAUGGGGGGAGAGGGGCAGAUGAGGCACAUUUAUGCACUUUUUAUCACAUUCACUCACUCAUGCAUAUGGCGAACAGAUCCUCUCUGUUGCUAUCCUAUCUGUUUCCUCCUCCUUUCUCCCCCCCCCCCAAUGUACCACAUACCACUUUAUAAAGUCUAUUUUUUGUAAUCAGCCAAGGAACUUGGCGCUGUCUCCUUUCACCUUGUGGUAGGGAGGAGAGACAAAGCGGUGAGGCUUCUGUUCUCUCUGCUGCCAUAUAAUGCAUUUCAGACAAAAGAGGAAUGGAUUGUUUUUGUCUUUGGCCACUUGAAACAAAUAAAGGUUUUAUGGCAACAGA
This is a messenger RNA of Eublepharis macularius, 5689 nucleotides long. It is a transcript of the gene CNOT12, whose product is annotated as tankyrase 1 binding protein 1. Gene Ontology annotation, cellular component: heterochromatin; nucleus. Gene Ontology annotation, biological process: double-strand break repair; cellular response to ionizing radiation. The record is from RefSeq and is a predicted model, not a curated record. NCBI's taxonomy places the organism in Eukaryota, Metazoa, Chordata, Lepidosauria, Squamata, Eublepharidae. The coding region runs from base 91 to 5211 and encodes 1706 amino acids. The transcript is spliced from 12 exons.